AUGAUCGAAGACCUUCUCGCAUGGAUGACACUUAGUCGAACCUCACUAUGGCUUCUAGGAUUAUUCGUUGCAUUUUGUGUAUUCCGCAAGUUUCAAGCUUCAGCGCAAAUCGCUCUUCUCGGUGUCAGGGCUCCCAAAAUUCGGUUCCAUCUCCCGUACGCUCUCGACUUCAUCUUCCAAGGCUACCAAGCCAAUCAAGUAAACCGCGACAUAGAGUUCUGGGAUUCAAAACUCGGACAAGCAGGCGGUCUAACAAAUGUGAAGACAGCCGAACUCGACGCUGGACUCUCCACCCGAAUGGUCAUCACCAAGGACCCAGAGAAUAUCAAGGCACUCCUCACCAGCCAGUUCGCCGAUUACGGAAAGGGCGACUCCUUCCACCAGGAGUGGAAGGAGUUCCUAGGCGACAGCAUAUUUACCACAGACGGGGAGCUAUGGUCUCGCUCCCGUCAGCUCAUCCGUCCCAUGUUCUUCCGUGACCGCAUCGUCGAUACUGAAAUCUUCGAGAAGCAUAUUCAGAAACUUAUCCCGCUCCUCGGCGGCAGUUCCUCGCACAGCAGCAGCAGCAGCAGGAUAGUGGAUGUCGGAUCACUCUUCUUCCGGUAUACCCUCGAUGCAGCAACAGACUACCUACUCGGCAAGGGCACAGACAGUCUAGAUAACCCGGCAACACGGUUCGCCGAAGCGUUCAGAUAUGUGCAGCAACGCCAGGCAGAGUACUUCCGUUUCAGUGUCUUUAGCAAUGUGAUGUCACGCACCGAAUUCCGCAAGAACCUUAAGAUAAUGGACGAGUUCAUCCAGCCAUACAUUGAAACCGUCCUCGACCGCUCAGCUGGCGAACUUAACGAAAAGCUCUCAAAGAGCCAGACCUUCCUCGAUGCCCUAGCCAGCUUUACCCGCGAUCCCCGCAUCCUCCGUGACCAGCUCGUCGCCGUCCUCCUCGCAGGGCGUGACACAACAGCCGCAACACUAUCCUUCUGCCUCUUCGAGCUCUCGCGCAACCCGAAAGUCGUGGCGAAGUUGCGCGACGAGAUCCGCAAUAGACUUGGUGUCGGUGCCGAGGCCCAGAAACCCAGCUACGCCGAUCUCAAAGAAAUGAAGUACCUCAACGCAGUACUACAUGAGACGAUGCGUUUAUAUCCAGUUGUGCCAUUCAACGUGCGCUACUCUCUGCGCGAUACAACGCUUCCACGCGGCGGUGGGCCGGACGGGCUAGCGCCCGUGGGAGUGCGCGCAAACUCGCGUAUUUUCUACUCGACGAUGUUGAUGCAGCGGGAUCCUGAUUUGUAUGACGGCCCGGGAUCAGAGAACUACUUCGAUCCUGGGGAGUGGAUUCCUGAGCGAUGGGUUUCCGGCUGGCAGCCCAAGCCAUGGCAUUUUAUUCCGUUUAAUGGGGGACCACGGAUUUGCAUUGGACAGCAGUUUGCUAUUAUUGAGAUGGGGUAUACUGUUAUUCGGAUUCUGCAGGCUUAUGAGCGCAUUAUUGCGCUACCCGUUGGCGGGAAGGAUAAAGUUGAAGAUCCGGUGCUUCGGUUUGAGGUUACCCUGAGUCCCGGCUCUGAGUUGAAUUGCAUUUUCCUGAAGGAGGGUGAAGAGGCUGCGCAUAGUGCCGCCACGACAAGUGUUGCUUGA
Messenger RNA from Penicillium expansum, 1632 nucleotides. RefSeq names its product cytochrome P450. The coding region runs from base 1 to 1632 and encodes 543 amino acids. Lineage: Eukaryota; Fungi; Ascomycota; Eurotiomycetes; Eurotiales; Aspergillaceae. The transcript has 2 exons. The record is from RefSeq and is a predicted model, not a curated record. Gene Ontology annotation, molecular function: heme binding; oxidoreductase activity, acting on paired donors, with incorporation or reduction of molecular oxygen; monooxygenase activity.